Molecule: messenger RNA, 1027 nt
Organism: Cladocopium goreaui
Lineage: Eukaryota; Dinophyceae; Suessiales; Symbiodiniaceae
Source: the annotation of a GenBank genome assembly
CAUUGGCGCAUCUUGGUGCCCUGGUGAUGACCCGAAAACCUGCCAGGCGGUUGCCCGGAUGGAUCCGAUUGGCAACGGCCGGGCUUGUGGUCAGCCUUCUAGGCUGUUCAGGUUGGAGCUUCCUAUCGAUCUUUCGUAGAGGCCGAGCGUGGGCGGCGGAGGGUGGGACCACCAGCACCGCUGCUGCACUCAAGGAGGAGUUGGUAAAGCGUUGCGAUGCCUUCAAAGCAAAGCAGGAGGAGAUGUGGGACUUCAUGGAAGAACACCCGGAAGAGGAGAAAAAAUCCAAGAAAUCCAAGAAGGACAAGGCUUCGCUACUGGAGGCUGAGAGCUUCGCGGCCCAACGAGUGGAGUUGAGCGAUGACUUGCAGCAGCUGCGUGAGAAGUGUAUCGAAGCAAUUGAAGAGCUGGGGGAGAUGAACCCCACCGCGAGGCCUACCAGUGGCUGGAGGGGCUAUGGAGGAGAAACGCCAGGCAACUGUGUGUUGAACGGCACCUGGAAACUCCUCUUCACCGACGCAGCGGACGCCACCUUUCGCCGGGGCAAGCGCGGUUCAGCCAAGACCUUCCAGGAAAUCGACGCGGAGCAGGGAUGGUUUAUCAACUGCGUGGAUUUCUCCAAUGAGAAGAGCAAGUUGCAGGGCUUCAGGGUCUUUGUGGAGGGCAGGGUGUUGAGUGACAAUGAGAUCGAGCUGAUCUUCAGGAAGGUGCGACUACUACGUCGAUCCAGGUUCUUUCCAGAGAUUACCAUCCCACUGCCAGGACCGGGUUUCCUGCGAGCUGUUGGGCGUCUCUUUGCAAGAUCAAAGGGUGGCAAGGUGAACGAAAGCAAUCGCGGAGCCGGCUUCAAGUUGCUGUAUGUUGAUGGGGACCUUCGAAUACACCGAACCUUUGAUGGCCUGUACUUCGUUCAGAGGCGUCUGCAGUGAGUCGGGGCACCGGAUGAAAAACCAUAGCUUUCAAUACUGAAAUGGUCAUUUUGCCUUGGAUGAUUUAUUGUUAUGAAACGAACGGAUGCAGAUCAACA